GUUCAUUUUUUCAAAAAUAAGCUCGCGCUAUAAACGAGAUUCUAUUGCGAUUUCGCACAUACGUCACGGAUUUUUAAAUAUUUAAAAAUGUUACGUGAUUGGUUAAAAUUUUACAAGCGUGAAUAUGAAUGGCGACGUAAAAAUUCACGGAACGCGACGCAAUUCGAUAAGAAUCCUGCGUAUUUCGUCGUAUUUUAAUAAUUAUUUGGCAUGAUGGAUGAUACAGGAAAACCUCAUCAACGUUAGGAAGACAGCAAAUACAAAAUUGUAGGAUGUACAGUAUACGUAACAGAGAAAUAUUACGUUUUAGCUACAUCUGUGACGCAAAAAAUUUAAUCAAUCAAUUUCAAACUUUGCUCAUAAUUAAAAUAGUCAAUAAAAUGAUUUAAAUGUUUACCAAAAAUUCUUUUGGCUUUACCAGAUUGUAAGGCAUAUUCAUAAAUAAUUUUUAUGUAUACUAAUUUAUAAAUACUGCUACACUUAUAAACAGAAUAUGUAGUUUAUAUUUAGGAAACGAUUGAAGGUGGCAAAGAAGCCUGGAUAUGUGUUUUAUAAAAUAAACAAAUACUGUACUAUAUCAUCUAAAGAAGCUGCUAACUACGUACUGUACACGUUAUGUUUUUAUAAAGCAAUACCGGUUAUUAUAUAGUGAUACUGAAUUUUAAUUAUCAUCAUUGUUUAUUGUUCGGGCUAAGAUAAAAACUGAAACGUGGAUGCUAGAUGUUAAUGACAUUACAGUGAUAUGAACCGUGAAAACAAUAUCCUAAAAUUUAGGUACAUUCAUUCGAAAAUGUUUUGUUGGAGAUGUAAAUUUAGAUAGUAAUUGUAAGUUAUAAGAUACAAAUGAUUUGAAAGGUAUGCACAUAAUACAGAACGAUCGAACCUGAUGUUCCUGUGAUAACUGUAACAAUUUGUAUGUGUUCGUAUUAAAGGUAUUGUGUAAAUCAAUACAGAAGUUACAGCUAGAAACAUGAAAUUAAUCAUGCAUCUAACUACAGAGGAGGGUCUCAGAACCAAAGAUUUUAAAUUAAAGGUGUGAGUAGAAUCAAAAUUUCUGAAAUUAAUUUGGUUAGUUUAUUAUAUUUUUGGACCCUUUUACAAUAUGUAUUUUGUUAGUAUUACUAAAUGUAACCAGUAGAGAUCAGGAAGUAUCCAAGAUAAACAUUAUUGUCUAGAAAACAUUGUAUAUGGACAGAGGAAAUACGUCAUCGAAGCGGAAAUGUCGAUAAUAAACAGAGGCAUCGAUAAGUCAAGGUCGCCCCACCCGUUAUCUAUUGUUGCGUCACGCUAACAUUUCAAGACAACUUUAGAAUAGUACGGAAUUGUGGGAUCGAUAAAUUAAGUUAAACUUAAAUGGAGGCCAGGCGAGUCGGAAUAGUGGGAUAUGGUCAUUUGGGAAGAUUUUUGUAUCGUUCCCUCAGAGAUUCGAACAAUUUUCGAGUCGCUUUCGUAUGGAAUCGAACUCCCUGUGCUCUAGAAGACGUAGACGCGAACUUAGUAUUGAGAGAACUCUCUGAUUUCCACAGCCGACCGGCCGACGUCAUAGUGGAAGUUGCCCAUCCGGAUAUUACAGCAAAACACGGAAGUGACUUCGUAGCCGUUUCCGAUUACGUCAUCGGCUCUCCCACCGCUCUGGCAGAUCCGGAAGUGGAGAGCCGCCUUCGCGCAGCUGCCAUACAACACGGAGUGUACGUUCCCAGUGGUGCCCUCUGGGGAGGAGAAGAUUUACAAAAACUGGCGGAAACUAAUAUGCUAGAAUUUGCCAAAAUUACAAUGAGGAAGCAUCCUUCUAGCAUAAAAUUAACGGGGGAGAUGAAAAAAAGAAACGAAGCGGUCGUCGAUCGGCCUGUUAUAUUGUACGAAGGACCGGUGCGUAAGAUUUGCAAAAUGGCUCCCAACAAUACUAAUACCAUGGCCACCGCCGCAAUAGCCGCUCAUAAUUUGGGUAUGGACGGGGUGAUGGGGUGUUUAGUGGCAGAUCCCUCGUUGGAAAAGCAUCACGUGGUCGAAGUAGAAGCUCGAGGACCACUCGUCGACGGAGAACGAUUUACAGUGCAUACUAUACGAAAGAAUCCCGCAACACGCGGUGCAGUCACGGGUAUGGCCACUUACAAUGCAUUUUUGGCAAGCCUUCAUAGAGCCACGGGCAAAGGACCGGGUAUCCAUUUGUGUUAGCAUAAAUUAAUACAAGUGAAUAUGAGAUUUAGCAUGGAUUCGUGUACAUUGCUAUCUUUUAAAAAGAAACAAAUUUCUGAAUUUGUAACUGAUUCAAGUGAUUAAAUAGAGUUGCAAAAGGU
Centruroides sculpturatus (bark scorpion) is the source of this 2297-nucleotide messenger RNA. RefSeq names its product putative L-aspartate dehydrogenase. The transcript is spliced from 3 exons. Gene Ontology annotation, molecular function: L-aspartate dehydrogenase [NAD(P)+] activity; NADP binding. The record is from RefSeq and is a predicted model, not a curated record. Gene Ontology annotation, biological process: NAD+ biosynthetic process. The coding region runs from base 1354 to 2175 and encodes 273 amino acids. Lineage: Eukaryota; Metazoa; Arthropoda; Arachnida; Scorpiones; Buthidae.